UAUACACCAGGAUCUAGAAGCUGAAUUUUAAACUCCUAUCCCUCCCCAGGAUUGCAGAGAGUUCUGUUAUGAUCUCUGUAGUAAUUAACAAUUUGGUCAGAGUUUGUUUUUUAAGGGAAUGUGCUCAGAAUUUAUAUAUGUUCUGGAUGUCCUGGAAUUAAAAGGAUUUAGGAGCUCAUGAUGUACAUUCUGUAGGAUAAAUGAAGAUUUACCAAUCCCUGGAUAAAGUGCUUAGAAAGUCUUUAAAUGUCAUAGUCAACUGCCAUUUCAAAGAAAAGAAAACAGAUGGUCUUGGAAAGUUCAUGCUGUUUCUUCAUUGAAUUUUAGAAUGAUUGAAGAUAGUGGGAAAAGAGGAAAUACCAUGGCAGAAAGAAGACAGCUGUUUGCAGAGAUGAGGGCUCAGGAUCUGGAUCGUAUCCGACUCUCCACCUACAGAACAGCAUGCAAGCUUAGGUUUGUUCAGAAGAAAUGCAACUUGCACCUGGUGGACAUUUGGAACGUCAUAGAAGCAUUGCGGGAAAAUGCUCUGAACAACCUGGACCCUAACAUAGAACUCAGCGUGGCCCGCUUGGAGGCUGUGCUUUCCACCAUGUUCUACCAGCUCAACAAACGGAUGCCAACCACUCACCAGAUCCAGGUGGAGCAGUCCAUCAGCCUCCUGCUCAACUUCCUGCUGGCAGCCUUCGAUCCGGAAGGCCAUGGUAAAAUUUCAGUAUUUGCUGUCAAAAUGGCUUUAGCCACGUUGUGUGGAGGGAAGAUCAUGGACAAAUUAAGAUAUAUCUUCUCAAUGAUUUCUGACUCCAGUGGGGUGAUGGUUUAUGGGCGAUACGAUCAGUUCCUGCGGGAAGUUCUCAAACUACCCACGGCGGUUUUCGAAGGUCCUUCAUUUGGUUACACGGAACAGUCAGCUAGAUCCUGCUUCUCUCAACAGAAAAAAGUCACCCUAAAUGGUUUCUUGGACACACUCAUGUCCGAUCCUCCCCCACAGUGUCUGGUCUGGCUGCCCCUUCUGCAUCGACUGGCAAAUGUAGAAAAUGUCUUCCAUCCGGUUGAAUGUUCUUACUGCCACAGCGAGAGUAUGAUGGGAUUCCGCUACCGAUGCCAACAGUGUCACAAUUACCAGCUCUGUCAGGACUGCUUCUGGAGGGGACAUGCCGGUGGUUCCCAUAGCAACCAGCAUCAAAUGAAAGAGUACACAUCAUGGAAAUCACCUGCUAAGAAGCUAACUAAUGCAUUAAGCAAGUCUCUGAGCUGCGCUUCCAGCCGUGAACCCUUGCACCCCAUGUUCCCUGACCAGCCUGAGAAGCCACUCAACUUGGCCCAUAUCGUUGAUACUUGGCCACCCAGACCUGUAACCAGCAUGAAUGACACCCUCUUCUCCCACUCUGUCCCCUCCUCAGGAAGUCCUUUCAUUACCAGGAGCUCUCCUCCCAAGGACAGUGAAGUAGAGCAGAACAAACUGCUGGCUAGGGCUGCUCCAGCUUUUCUGAAGGGCAAAGGGAUACAGUACAGCCUGAAUGUGGCAGACAGGCUAGCUGAUGAACAUGUUCUCAUCGGGUUGUAUGUCAACAGGCUCCGGAACAACCCACCAUGUAUGCUUGAGAGUUCAAACCGACUUGACGAAGAACACAGGCUGAUCGCCAGGUACGCGGCGAGACUGGCGGCCGAGUCCACCUCGUCGCAGCCGGCGCAGCAGAGAAGCGCUCCCGACAUCUCCUUCACCAUCGAUGCGAAUAAGCAACAGAGGCAGCUGAUUGCAGAGCUAGAAAACAAGAACAGAGAAAUCUUACAGGAGAUCCAGAGACUGCGGCUAGAGCACGAACAAGCUUCUCAGCCCACUCCAGAGAAGGCACAGCAAAACCCCACUCUGCUGGCAGAACUCCGGCUCCUCAGACAGCGCAAGGAUGAGCUGGAACAGAGAAUGUCUGCUCUCCAGGAGAGCCGGAGAGAGCUAAUGGUCCAGUUAGAAGGUCUCAUGAAGCUACUAAAGGAAGAAGAACUGAAGCAGGGAGUAAGUUAUGUUCCCUACUGCAGGUCUUAACUAACUAUGGAGGGGCCUGCCAUCCUGCUGUUUUUCUCAUUGCUUUUGCCUCUAAUGUAUGUUCAUGCUUCAGUUUGGAAAGAGAAAAAAAAAUCAUACUAAUUUGCUUCCUUUUCAAUGUAGUGCUUGAAUUGAGACAUAUAAAAUUUAGCGGUUUUUUUAAAUAACUGUUACUACUGUGGGCAUUGAAAGAAGAGCAUUAAACCUUUUAGAAGGGGGAAAAAUCGUAAUGUGUUGGAGACUUUUUAGAUCUCCAGGGGUCUAAGUUUCCAACCAGUCUCCUGCUUUUCUGGGUUGUUGAUCAGAUCCUUCUCUGAACAGAGAGGCACCCACUCCGACCACUAAAGCUGCCCGCAGCACUCAAGCUAACCCCUGCAUCCUCUCAUUUAGUUCAGUUUCCAUUUUACUGGAAAGGUGUGUGACCUCCUUGUACAAAAGUCAGCCAAUUACAUCUCUUUUCAUUGCAUAAUUACUAAGCUCUGCUCCUCUCUGGUCACCAAAAUGUGUUCAAUCCAAGAGAAACACUAUACUCAGUAACUGCUCAUUUCCCAUUGUUUAGUUCUCGUGAGCAGAAUCCCUACCACUGGUUCAUAAUAAUCUCAAAAGAAUAGGUAACUUUCAGCCUUUUCCUUAUCACCAAGAACCUCUCUGCUCUGGGAGUUCACAAAGCCCUUGCAAACAUCUUCUCCGGAAGCAGGAACAUUGUGACUCUCUAACUGUAGUCUCUCCACUGGAACCCUAUGUCUGACCCUGUGGUCAGGUUCAGAGCCAGGAGAGGGAGUAGCAUACUCAAAAAAUAAUAACAAACUAGAAGCAAAAGAACAGCAGCUUUAAUUUCAAGUGCAUGUACCAAACCGUGUGUGACGACAUAGCCCACUUGCUGGUAUCACCAGGAAGUUUUGCAUCAUUUCCAUGGAUCACUUAGAACCACAGCCUGUCCAAUUUCAACGUACCUUUUAUUCUUCUGUAUUCUCUUUCCUAUUAUUCGUUGUGUGUGUUUGUGUGUAACGAAGAAUGUUUGCAAAAUGCUGGACACGUUUUUAUCCUUCAUUCCCACGGUCUGUAAAAAAGGAAAGUGUAAAACUAAUCUGUAAUGUCAGACAAUAAAGACAAUGUAUUACACUAUUUUGUAUUUUGUGAAAAACAUUGCUUUACUAAAGUCAAAUUUUAAUGAGAGACAGUCCCCCUGGGUGAAGGACGCACAUUUAUAGCCUGUCUGAUUGCCCAUAAAGGCGUACACGGGGUACUGCUGCUGUACUUCCAGCACACUUAGAUCAUGGUAGAGAAAAAUGCCUUGCUGUGCUGCUUCUCUUUGCAAACAGCCUCUUUUCUUUCCUGUCUCUUACUUAGCAUGUGCAUAGAAAAGGGGGGCGGGGGAGACUCAAAUAUAACCUUCCACCUAGUGGAGAGAGAAAGGGUAAUCAUCCUAUAGUCCAUCAGCCUUGCUGAGCUGUCUCCCCCAGGGGCCCCUUUCCCGCCAUUCCCCAGGCCACGCAUUCUUGAAAGGCUGUGGACCAGGAAGUUCAUAAACCCAUGGCUGUACUCAUAGAGCAUUACCGCCUCCCUUCCUUCCGGCUCCUCCCACGGCGCCCUCAACUACAGCUGCGUCUCUGAAAGUCAGCCCUCAGCUGGGUCCCGCUGCCUCGGUUCUAAAGGGCCAUCCCUGGGACCACUCAGGCAUCAGCAAUGCAAUGUUUGGGUGGGGAGAGAGUUCGCUUGUCUUACCCAUUUAUUGAUUUGCUUGUACAGUCAGACCUCUUUUCAAAAAGGAUCCAAGGCAGCUUACAACAAAAGACAUCGACAAUAUCUUCAUAAAAUAAAUAUAGAAAGAUCAGAAACUAAAGAAGGGAAAAUGCAGAUAUGCUAAUCAUAAGAGACAAGGGUGUUCCUCUGAGCUUUUUAGCAAUGAGGCAAAAAAAAAAAAGAAAGAAAGAAAGAAAGAAAGGAAAACAUAAUUGG
This is a messenger RNA of Suricata suricatta (meerkat), 4000 nucleotides long. RefSeq names its product dystrobrevin alpha (gene DTNA). Lineage: Eukaryota; Metazoa; Chordata; Mammalia; Carnivora; Herpestidae. Gene Ontology annotation, cellular component: synapse; plasma membrane. Gene Ontology annotation, molecular function: zinc ion binding. Bases 329 to 2041 code for a protein of 570 amino acids. Gene Ontology annotation, biological process: synaptic signaling. The transcript has 19 exons. The record is from RefSeq and is a predicted model, not a curated record.